AUGUAUGACACCUGUCAGAGGGCCCCUGGGGGAAAUGCCACCCCUGGGAGGGCCUUUAGGGGCUCCGGCGCUUCUGGGAAAACCCCUGGCGGCUCAACCGGCCCUGGGCGGGUCCCUGGGGGCGGCACCGGCCCUGGGAUGACGCUUCGGGGCGCUGUCGCCCAAGGGAGGACCCUUGGGGUCGUUGCCGCCUCUUGGAGGGCCCCCGUCACUCCUGGGAGGGCCCUUGUGGAUUAUGACGCCCCUGGGAGGGACCCUGACGGCUCUGCCACCCCUGGGAGGGCCCUUGUGGGCGCCAGGGCCCCUGGAAAAGACCGUGAAAGGGAACCUGGGGUCGUUGCCAACCCUGUGGGGCUCCUGGAGGCUCCGCCACCCCUGGAAGGGCCCCUGCGGGCGCCGUCUCCCCUAGGAGGGCCCCUUGGGGCGCUGCCACCUUUGGAAGGGUCCCUGUUGUUGCCCCCGUCCCUAGGGCCCCUGGGAGAGGUACCACCCCUAGGAGGACGUUUGGGGUCGCUGUCGCCCAAGGGAGGGCCCUUGGAGUCGUUACCGCCUCUUGGAAGGCCCCCGUCACUACUAGGAGGGCCCCUGUGGAUUACCACGCCCCUGGAAGGGACCCUAACGGCUCCGCCACCCCUGGGAGGGCCCUUGUGGGCGCCGGGGCCCCUGGAAAAGCCCCUGAAGGGGAAGCCUGGGGUAGUGGCCAACCCUGUGGAGCUCCUGGAGGCCCCGCCACCCCUGGAAGGGCCCCUGCGUGCGCCGCCUCCCCUAGGAGGGCCCCUUGGGGCGCUGCCACCUUUGGAAGGGUCCCUGUUGUUGCCCCCGUCCCUGCAAGGGCCCCUGGGGAUGCUGCCACACAUGGGAGGUACACUGGGACCGCCACCAGCUCUGAAAAGUCCCCUGGGCGCCAAUGGGAGGGACCCUGUGUACAUCAAUACCCCUCGGGGGCCCCUAGCGGCGCUGCAACUGAUAUGGCAAAUGGGAGGGCCCCAGCUAGCACUGUCCUUUUAG
Molecule: messenger RNA, 1008 nt
Organism: Homarus americanus (American lobster)
Lineage: Eukaryota; Metazoa; Arthropoda; Malacostraca; Decapoda; Nephropidae
Product: MAGE-like protein 2
Exons: 2
Coding region: 1-1008 (335 amino acids)
Source: RefSeq, a predicted model, not a curated record